AUGGCACUACCGUCUAUUUCUAGCUUGUCCAAAACACCAAAAACCAAUCUUGGGAAGCGUUUGAUACCCGUGCUCGAAUGCGAUCCACGAGCUCAGAUUCCCAAUUAUCCUGACCCCACCCCACCGGCUGAAAGCGAUCCAGCGAAAGCCUUUCUCGCGCAGGUUGCUACGUUCAGAUCAAUGACCUCGCUAUGCGGCCAAUACCCAGGAGGAAUGGGGUAUUACUGCCCUCCCGCGGGUGAUGCAUUGCUCGUCCAAAGGCCUGCGUCACAACUUUACGAGUUUUUGGGCCCACCUGACUCGCAAUACCUCAAAGAUGCAUGUCUGGCCAACUGCUAUUGUACACAGAUCGCUCCAGGCGACCCCGAUCCUUCUUCGUCAAAACCGGCGUCGGCACAAUGUCUUGCUGAUGUAGGUGAAUCUGAUUCCGAUGACGAAGUCGAUGCAGGGGGUUGUAUGGACACGUAUCACGACCCUGAAGCUGAUGAUGGCAUUGACUGCGACGAAACCGGAUACUUCUAUGGACAUCCUCUUAGCGCGGACUGUGAACUUGCUCAAGAUGGCAUUGGGGAUGGUUUCGAGAGCAUGACAGAUAGCUGCGAAUUUUUAGGAAUUGGCGCCCAAUCAGUUUACAACGGUUAUGAAAUUGCGCAGACACCUUACAACUGGACGAGUGGAACAUGUUACAUUCAAGUCAGCAUGCUGGACGGAGGAAAUUACUAUGCUUCCUCCAAUAUCGAGAAUUGGGAUUACAUCUGGGGCCGGGCAGAUGCCAUCCGCCAAAAGUGCGUAGCUGGACUCGGCGUUGGCGGCUCAGCAAAGGCUGGCGAUGUAUCCGAAGGGAUGGGCAUACCCCAGAGCAUCGGCAUCUUCGUCUCCGGCGUCACUUCGAAAACGAAACAGAUGCUCGACAUGAAAUUCGCCUGCAUUACAGACGCCGACGGCAACUACUCUUGCGACGACGACUCAGCUCCUGCAGCCAAAAAGCAGAAGACUUCACCGCCGUCCUCCCCCGACAGCGCUGUUGCGCCUCCAGCCGGUAACAGACUCGGCAGCGGCGCGCAAUCGGGAUCCUGCGUCUCUCACACGGAUUGCGAUUACAACAACGGCUACACAUGCGCCGCGACCAAAACGGCGGCGGACGACUUCCCAGUCGAUUCCACUUGGGGCACAUAUACUUGCAAAUUGGCUUCCAAAUUGGCUUCCAACGCCAUCGCGGCGGCCGCCGCAUACGUGGCGCUUGGCAGCACCUGUCGUGGCCGCUGUGUCCUGGACACGAACGGCACGCUCGACGUCCUCGCCAACACCACGUCCGCCGGGCCUGAACCGGACUCCGUCAUGCCUCCCAUGCUGGUGGGUCCGUGUAAUUGCACGUACGUCUCGGCGGCCUGCGUACUGUCUACGACGGGUAUGGUGUAUGAGGAUCCGAGCGCGAAGAUCGAUACGGUCGUUGGAGCGCCGAAUGGGACGGUGUGCUGUGAUGCGACGACGGGGUUGUGGGGGAGUAGUACGGUGGUGAGGGAUACCCCGGCCGCGAACCCGCUUUGUCCUGCGGCUGCGGCGGCGGGCGCUGGGGCGGUGCAGGUGGGGGCUAGUAAUAGUGGGAGUGGGGGGGAGUGGGAGUGGGAGUGGAAGCGUUCCUGGCAGUAG
Messenger RNA from Letharia columbiana, 1650 nucleotides. RefSeq lists its product as uncharacterized. Lineage: Eukaryota; Fungi; Ascomycota; Lecanoromycetes; Lecanorales; Parmeliaceae. The record is from RefSeq and is a predicted model, not a curated record. The coding region runs from base 1 to 1650 and encodes 549 amino acids. The transcript is spliced from 4 exons.